GGCAGUCUGGGCUGGGUCUGCUUGCUGCUUACAAGGAGAGGCUCUUUGGUAUUCAUGCAGUGAUAACCUAAUCUUUUUCUCCCCUUUUUUUUAAUCCCUUACCCCCUUUUCACUCACAAGGGAGUCUCAUGUCUUUCUUAUAGACAUGAUGGACUUUGUACAUUUAAGGACUUUCCUUUUUUUGGUGCUCUCCAUCGCUCAGGUUUUGAUUGUUACAUGCCAGGAUGAUGGAGACGAUGGCAGCUGCACAGCAGAUGGCCAAGUGUACCCGAACAGGGACAUCUGGAAACCGGAGCCGUGCCGAAUCUGCGUCUGCGAUAACGGUCAGGUCCUCUGUGACAAUAUCCAAUGCGAAGAGCUGACCAACUGUGAGAAGAUGUUCAUCCCCGAGGGAGAGUGCUGCCCGAUUUGUCAGAGCGAAACCUCGACUGGCGGAGGCGGCGGGGGCACUUAUGGUGGGGGCAGAAUCUAUAAGGGCCAGAAAGGAGAGCCUGGUGAUGUCCCAAUUGUGACUGGUAUUCGAGGUCGUCCUGGACCAAUGGGACCACCUGGUUCACCAGGAGAAAGAGGACCCAGAGGAAACAAAGGAAGACCCGGCCUGCGAGGCUCUCCAGGUUACGACGGAGAGCCCGGAGUUCCAGGUCAGCCUGGUGAACCUGGACCACCAGGACACCCGACGCACCCAGGAGGCCUUGGGGCGCAGAUGGCUGGAGUGUUGGAAGGAAAAAAUGCACCGCAAGGCAUGUUAAGUGGCUCAAGGGGUGAAUCUGGAGCAAGAGGACCUCCUGGGCCAACUGGUUCGCCUGGUCAAGCUGGACCACAAGGAUCUCCAGGAGAUGUUGGCGAUCCAGGGCAUAUGGGUCCGGCUGGGCAAAGAGGACCUGAGGGUACUCUAGGGAAACCAGGAGAAGACGGUGAAUCAGGCAAGCCAGGAAAUACGGGAGAAGUUGGGUUCACGGGAUCACAGGGAGCAAGAGGAUUUCCAGGUACACCAGGGCCUCCUGGCCUAAAAGGUCACAGAGGGCAUGGAGGACCACUUGGGCAAAAAGGAGAGUAUGGAGCCGUUGGAUCCAAGGGUGCCACAGGCCCACCUGGUCAAAUGGGAGGACCUGGACCAAUGGGUCCUGCUGGGAUGCCUGGAGAAAGGGGCCGAUCUGGACCAGGUGGUACAGCGGGCAAGCGUGGUCUACCUGGUAACGUUGGAAAACCAGGUCCAAUGGGUCCCCUGGGUCUCAGUGGCCCUCCUGGAUAUCCGGGAACACCAGGCAUGAAGGGACAACCAGGCCCUACAGGUGUUCGGGGUCCAGAGGGUCCUCAGGGACAAAGAGGAGAGACCGGUCAUCUGGGAAGACCUGGACCAGUUGGCCUAAGGGGACCCUUGGGUACAGAUGGCGGCCCAGGAGUAAAAGGACCAGUGGGAAACCUUGGUCCACAAGGCCCAGGUGGGCACCUUGGACCCUCCGGCCCUCCGGGACCUCAGGGAAGCACCGGCCAGCCUGGCAUCAAAGGACAACUGGGAGAUGUUGGUGUACCAGGAUUUAAGGGAGAGGCUGGACCCAAAGGAGAAGUUGGUCCCCAUGGAUCCCAGGGAGUGAUUGGACCUCAGGGUGAGGAAGGGAAGCGGGGACCUCGGGGAGAUUCCGGAACUGUUGGUCCCCUUGGUCCUGUUGGUGAGAGAGGUUCCCCAGGGAAUCGAGGAUUCCCUGGUGCUGAUGGGCUUCCUGGACCGAAGGGUUCUCAAGGAGAUCGUGGAACAUCAGGCCCAUCAGGACCAAAAGGUUCCUUAGGAGACCCAGGCCGUACAGGAGAACCUGGUCUACCAGGUGCAAGGGGUCUUACUGGUACUCCUGGAGUCCAGGGGGCAGAGGGAAAGCCAGGGCCACUGGGUGCGCCUGGUGAAGAUGGUCGCCCGGGCCCAGCAGGCUCCAUUGGCAAUCGAGGGCCUGCAGGAACAAUGGGAAUACCUGGCCCCAAGGGAUUUAAUGGUGACCCGGGAAAGACAGGUGAACAAGGAUCUGCAGGAGUAGCUGGUCAAAGGGGUCCCCCUGGAAAAGAUGGAGAGGUUGGCCCAGCUGGCCCACCUGGUCCAUCCGGUGUUGCAGGUGACAGAGGAGAACAGGGCCCUCCAGGUGUAAAUGGGUUCCAGGGUUUACCAGGAAAUCAAGGUCCUCCUGGAGAAUCCGGGAAACCGGGUGACCUAGGCAUUCCGGGAGAGCUCGGUGCUGUUGGUCAAAUUGGACCUAGGGGUGAGCGUGGAAUUCCUGGGGAGAGAGGCGAGCUGGGUCCAAUUGGUCUGCAGGGACCCAAAGGAAUCCCUGGAGCACCUGGUCCUGAUGGGCCUAAGGGUAGUCCUGGUCCUCCUGGUGCCCUUGGUGAUGUGGGUCCUCCAGGUCUUCAGGGAAUGCCAGGAGAAAGGGGCAUCUCUGGCCCCUCUGGGCCGAAAGGUGAUAGAGGUGCCAUUGGCGAGAAAGGAUCCGAAGGUACACCUGGAAAUGACGGCGCAAGGGGUGCACCUGGACCUGUCGGCCCGUUAGGACCUGCAGGGUCCAGUGGUGAAAAGGGAGAACCUGGACCUAAAGGACCAGCUGGACCUCUAGGUUCUAGAGGGGUCCCUGGAGCAAGAGGCGACCCUGGCCCAAUCGGUGCGGUUGGUUUUGCUGGACCACCUGGCCCUGAUGGCCAACCUGGAGUAAAAGGAGAGACUGGAGAGCCUGGCCAGAAAGGAGAUGCUGGUUCCCCAGGACCUCAAGGCUUAGCUGGUGCUCACGGUCCUCCUGGGCCCAUAGGUGUUGCUGGACUAAAAGGCGGAAGAGGAACACAGGGUGCACCGGGGCCCACUGGUUUCCCUGGAUCUGCAGGAAGAGUUGGCCCACCAGGUCCAACUGGUCCAGUUGGUGAACCUGGACCACUAGGAGCUCCUGGAAAAGAGGGCCCUGCCGGUCUUCGUGGUGACUAUGGAGCAAAUGGAAGACAAGGAGAGCGAGGACCACCAGGACCUUCGGGAAGCCCAGGAGACAAGGGAGAUUCUGGAGAAGACGGCCCUACGGGUCCUGAUGGUCCUCCAGGCCCAGCUGGAACUACAGGCCAGAGAGGCAUUGUGGGUCUUCCAGGUCUGCGAGGAGAACGGGGAAUGCCAGGUCUCCCAGGGCCAGCAGGUCCACCAGGAAAACAGGGAUCCCCUGGAUCAACUGGAGAUAAAGGCCCUCCAGGACCAGUUGGUGUUCCAGGAGCCAAUGGGCCACGUGGUGAUCCUGGUCCUGAUGGCCCUGCCGGCUCUGAUGGUCCACCAGGCAAAGAAGGUGUUCUUGGACAACGGGGAGACAGAGGCGAUCAUGGUCCAGAGGGUUUGGCUGGUCCUCAGGGACUUCCCGGCCCCCCAGGUCCUGUUGGUGUAGCUGGAGAAGCCGGAAAACGAGGAUAUGCUGGCUCAAGAGGACCUGUUGGUCCUCCCGGAUCAGCUGGAAAGAGAGGGCUGCUGGGACCCCAAGGACCACGGGGAGAUAAGGGUGAUUUGGGUGAUCACGGAGAGAGAGGGCAGAAGGGUCAUCGUGGAUUUACUGGUUUGCAGGGUCUUCCUGGACCUCCUGGUACAACAGGUGAACAGGGAGCUUCUGGAAUUAUUGGACCAAACGGUGCAAGGGGGCCACCUGGUCCCAUCGGGCCCCAUGGAAAAGAAGGAUACAUAGGACAACCUGGGCCGAUGGGACCUCCAGGAACUCGUGGAAUCACAGGAGAAAUUGGACCAGAGGGCCCUCCAGGAGAAAAUGGACCCCCAGGCCUUCCUGGACCACCUGGACCUCCCGUGGCAGCUAUGGAUGAUCUGUUUGGAGGCCUUCACGACUACGAAGAUGCCCCCCCUCCUCCACCAGAGUUCAGUGAGGAUGAGGCUCUACCGAACACCAACUCCUCCACCGUCCUAGCGGUGGACCCCGGCGUGCAGGCCACCCUGAAAGCCCUCACCAGCCAGAUUGACAGCAUGAAGAGCCCAGAUGGCAGCAGGAAGCACCCUGCCAGGACCUGUGAUGACCUCAAGAGAUGCUACCCCUUGAAGAAGAGCGGUGAAUUCUGGGUGGACCCCAACCAAGGCAGUGCAGAGGACGCCAUCAAAGUAUACUGUAACUUGGAGACAGGGGAGACCUGCAUCUCUGCCAACCCAUCCAGCCUACCUCGUAAAAACUGGUGGAGCUCUUCCAAGAACAAACCUGUUUGGUUUGGAGCUGACAUCAACAGAGGAACACAUUUCACUUAUGGUAACAAAGACCAGUCGGCAAAUGCCCUCAGAGUCCAGAUGACCUUCAUUCGCCUUCUGUCCAAAGAAGCGUCUCAGUCCAUCACCUACCACUGCAAGAACUCUGUGGGCUACAAGGACCAGAAGACAGGCAACUUGAAGAAGGCCGUGCUGCUCAAAGCCUCCAAUGACCUGGAGCUCAAAGCAGAGGGAAACAACCGCUUCAGAUACACCGUGGUGGAAGACUCCUGCACUCAAGCAAAUGGCAACUGGGGCAAGACAGUGUUUGAGUACAGGACACAGAAAACUGCCAGACUUCCCAUUGUGGAUAUUGCCCCUGUGGACAUUGGCGGCCCAAAUCAAGAGUUCGGUGUCGAUAUUGGGCCAGUGUGCUUCUUAUAAAAGGGAAAUAAAUAAAUAAAUAAAUAAAUGUCAGCGGGUAUAUGCACAUCCUGAGACUAUUGAACUGACAGCUGACCCAGAUCAGCCACGUUGUACAUACGAGUACUGAGGACUUUUCUGGCCCUGUGGCAAGAUAUUUAUUGUGCCUUUCAACUCAGAACACAUCCAAAGAUUUGUAAGUUAGACGAAGAAUGUUUAAAAUUUUAGUUAAGAAUUGGUAAUGUCCGAAUCAUUCCUUUUUGUUUUACAAUGUAUGUCUUGACUUUCUAACUCAAAGGUCCAAAGUUCCCAGAUUUUCUUACACUUAAACGUAAAUGUCCAAAUAAAGAUCUAUGAAUUAGAAAUGUUUACCUUGUGUAUCAGACCAUAGAGUUUAUAUGCAGUGGACCCACCUCAAGGAGACAUAAUAUGAAGUUCCCAGGUAUGCUUUCAUCAAAAUACCCCAAGGAUCAAGAAUUACAGCCAACACACUUUAAGCCUCCCGGAACCUAGUGUGUUUUGAGGGGGCGGUCCUGUCUCAUGACAAAUUGCGGAACCAAUGUGGGGUACGGCUUUUGUCAUGCUGGGGUGGAGCUAGGGGACUUCUAUUUAUGGAAGCUGAGCCCAGAGUUUGGGAAAAAAGUAAGCGUCCUUAAACACAGGAAAAGCUUUUUCACUCACGGAGGCAGCACUUCAUGCACGUGUCGAUUAGUGUGGAAUAUCCAUGCAUCGCCAAACACAAAUACCCACCACCCUCGGCAACUUCACCUACCAGUCAAGUAUGUGCCGUUAUCAGAGGCUAAUGCUUUGAGCUAAUGCUAAUCUGUUCCUCCAACAAAACUCCGUGUUUGGCUGUGGCUUGGAAGUGGCGGAUCUUUCCCCAGCCUAGCUGCCAAGUCGUGGACGGAAAAAGUAAAUGUGGGGGCGGUACUAUGUAAAUUUAGAACGGCUUGCUCACUGACACAUUUUAAGAAAUAGGGAGCUCACAAAAGGUUGACUUGAUUGUUGUAAAUUCACACUUGUUAAGUGGGCAGGCAAACAGAGACCAAACUGUUUGUUAAAAGCCAUUAAAAGUCAAUUUUCACCACCCACCCUAAACUCUUGUUUUUAAAAUUCCUACGUGCUUAAUAAGACAUUUAGAAUGAACCUAUUUUUUUGUAUCCAUUCAUUUAGAGUCAGCGUGGACUACUCUGAUCCUUCCCCAAAAGUCCCAAUUGCCAAAUUAGCUACCUCGUCAUCAAGACUGACAUCCAUACAUAUAUGACGCAACAUGUAAAUGUUCUUUCACAGGUGCUGUUUUGUAAAGUAGCAUGACAUGAACUACUCCAAGCUAUUGCAGUGUACAGCUGGGUUUGUGGGUGCCAAUAAAGGUCUUUCCAUCUUACCACGGAGAGAUGACGAUGACGUCAGUGUGAAUCAUGUGUGGUGCUUUGUAACUUUGUUCUUUUUUUAAUCCUAAUUUUUGCAAUAUUGAACAGUAAAAGGUAGCACAGAUUAUUCCGUUUUUUAUGCAUGUCAAACCUCCCUUUUCAGUAUCCUUGGUUAAUAUAUUAUAUAGAAAUCAUUUACCAGUUUUUUUUUAUAAUUAGAAAGGUGGCUCUGAGUGCUUAUUUGCUUUGUAUCUCCUGCUAUGCAACAAAUUAAACAAAAUGCUUGUUAAUCCCCCAAACUCUUGUCAUGUUAAUUAAGGAAUAGCAAGGUUUAUGUUUUCUUAAUUUUGUCUUUUUGCACACAAAUUGACAAACUGUAUUGAUAAGACAUGUAUUUAGUACAAUAAUAUGUCCUCUUUGUAACUUGAGCUGUUGUAUGUGCCUUUAACCCUCCGGUUAUGUUUCGGGUCAAAUUGACCCAUUUUAAAGAAAUUCUUUAGCAGUAAGUGUAGUGUCUUAAUAAGUGUAAUCAAUGAUAAAUACUGUUUAAAAUGGUGGGUAAUGGAGUUAAUAAGAUAAACGAUGUUUAUUGGUAAUUAUUUUUUGUUUCGGCCACUUGAAUAAUAAACAUGGGUCAAAUUGACCCAGGCAGAUUAUUGCUUUCCUGAACGUAACAGGGGGGUUAAAUCAUUCUAUUGUGAUCAUCUGGUGCUUAUUCCGAGUAUAUUUAUUGUAGUUUUUUUUUAAACAUAUGUUAGGCUUGACUGCCUGACAAAUUCCAGAGGCAUAAGAGGAGAAAGGAGGAAAAAAUAUUUCCCACACUGGAUGCGUUUGAGUUUCAUCCUUUGAAAUAAACAUUGCAACUCAUUCAUUC
This is a messenger RNA of Phycodurus eques (leafy seadragon), 6853 nucleotides long. RefSeq names its product collagen, type V, alpha 2a (gene col5a2a). The transcript is spliced from 54 exons. The coding region runs from base 146 to 4630 and encodes 1494 amino acids. NCBI's taxonomy places the organism in Eukaryota, Metazoa, Chordata, Actinopteri, Syngnathiformes, Syngnathidae. Gene Ontology annotation, molecular function: extracellular matrix structural constituent; protein binding. Gene Ontology annotation, cellular component: collagen type V trimer. The record is from RefSeq and is a predicted model, not a curated record.